Molecule: messenger RNA, 1701 nt
Organism: Melitaea cinxia (Glanville fritillary)
Lineage: Eukaryota; Metazoa; Arthropoda; Insecta; Lepidoptera; Nymphalidae
Product: zinc finger protein 501-like
Exons: 9
Coding region: 205-1701 (498 amino acids)
Biological process (GO): regulation of immune system process; negative regulation of transcription by RNA polymerase II; regulation of cytokine production
Cellular component (GO): nucleus
Molecular function (GO): zinc ion binding
Source: RefSeq, a predicted model, not a curated record
AUUGACAUAAAUUAAAAAGAGCGGACUUGCAGUCCAAACUUUCAAAAACAUUAGAAAAUUGAAUUCAAAAAUGAUUUUUAUAUGAAAUUAGCACAAUUAAAUAUAAGUGCGAAGUGAAAUGCGCACAGUGCAGAGAAAUAAAUACAUUUUAUACUCAAAGAUUGAAUUAAAUGUAACAAUAUUUUUAUAUGUUUAUAUGUGAAAAUGAACGUUUGCAGAACUUGUCUUACAGUCGCUGUUGCGAAAGAUAUUAGCUUGCUACCUGACGAAUUAGAAGGAGAACCUAAAACUUCUUCAGAUAUAAUGUUAUAUUGUUUAGGUAUACAGAUAGUACCCGAAUCUAAAUUAACAACAAAGUUGUGCAUAGAGUGUUUUCUUAAUAUACUAUCAUUCCAUAAAUUUAAAACUCAAGCUAUUAAAAGUGAUGAAUACCUUCAGUCACUGCAAGAAAAAGUAAAGGAUGAAGUAUCCAUUGAUGAUGAUAUUAAGAAAGAAGAUGAAAUUGAUAUUUUUGAUGAUGAUGACAUGCAAGCGGACAUGGAUAUUAAAUUAGAAGUAAAGAAAGCAGAAGAUACAAAUGCUGAGUACCAAUCCGAUGAUGAACUCCUUAGUGUGAUAAAAAAAAUUAAAUAUGAAAACUUGAAUGGAGAAAGCAAAGAAAAUGAACAGAAACCAGUAACAAAAAGAAAAAAACCUAGAAAGAAACGUAACAGAGAAUCAGAAAAGCAGGAGCAAGUGUGCGAAGAGUGUGGUAAAACUGUGCGUAACUUGAAAGAUCACAUGUAUAUACACAAACCCGUAUUCAUGAGAAAGAGGUACAAGUGCAAAGGCUGUGAUAAAAUGUUCUCGACUUUCAGUGCACGACUUAAGCAUUAUAAGACAAAACAUCUCGGAAUCAAGAAACACUGUAAUGAAUGUAAUAAGGACGUAGUGAACUUGACCUCCCACUGUAUGGUGGUUCAUAACUCAAAACCGUUACCAUUUGAAUGUAUUCCAUGUGGCCGCAGAUUCCUCUCCAAAUCCAAGCGAGACCUACACAUGCUCGUACAUACAAAGGAUCGACCGUUCAAAUGUGAUCAGUGCGAUAAAGACUUCAGAAGUAAAAUAAUGUUAAUGCAGCAUAAGCGGCAGGUACAUGAUAAGGAAAAAUCACAUUUAUGUCAAUUUUGUUCUAAGAGUUUUUUCAAGAAAUAUCAUUUGCAAGUGCACCUCAGAAGUCAUUCAAAAGAAAGGCCAUAUGAAUGUCCGGACUGUGGAAAAUUCUUUACAACAACGUCAACUCUAAAGAACCACCGACUUAUCCACAGCGACGUCAAAAUGUUUGCAUGUCAACAGUGUGAUAUGACUUUUUUCACACCCGGGUACCUGCGCAACCACAUGGUGUGCCACUCGCGCGAGAAGCGGCACUCGUGCCAGUACUGCGGCGUGCAGUUCGCGCGCUCCGACCACCGCCGGCGCCACGAGCGCACCGCGCACGAGCGCCUGCUGACUACCGGCCACUACUGCGGCGUGCAGUUCGCGCGCUCCGACCACCGCCGGCGCCACGAGCGCACCGCGCACGAGCGCCUGCUGACUACCGGCCACUACUGCGGCGUGCAGUUCGCGCGCUCCGACCACCGCCGGCGCCACGAGCGCACCGCGCACGAGCGCCUGCUGACUACCGGCCACGCCCCCGCCCCCGCCCUAAACGACUCUAACUAA